Messenger RNA from Blastomyces dermatitidis ER-3, 1542 nucleotides. RefSeq names its product CCR4-NOT core complex subunit Caf1. The coding region runs from base 1 to 1542 and encodes 513 amino acids. Gene Ontology annotation, cellular component: P-body; CCR4-NOT core complex; CCR4-NOT complex. NCBI's taxonomy places the organism in Eukaryota, Fungi, Ascomycota, Eurotiomycetes, Onygenales, Ajellomycetaceae. Gene Ontology annotation, molecular function: poly(A)-specific ribonuclease activity; nucleic acid binding. The record is from RefSeq and is a predicted model, not a curated record. The transcript is spliced from 2 exons.
AUGCCGCCGCCCGUCGGUAGAUACGCGCCCUCAGGACUUGCUGGCCCAUUCCCCCAUCUCCCUCAGAGCCACCUCCAACAACAGCAGCAUUCGCAACAGCACCACGCAACUCAUGCACAGACUCCCAAUACGGGGCUUCCCCCACCUUCCCUAGGCGGCCACCCUGGCUUUGGUCCUGCGAGUACAAAUUCAAACAUAAACCCAUUCGCCAUUCCUGGAGCUAAUGGGAUGGGCGUGGUGGGGUUCCCCGCGGGCCCUUCUACCGCUGGUAUCCCUGAUGGAGGAGGGACGGGUCUAGCGAGUCACGCAGCACAGAUGGGGUUUGUGAGGGGUGCGCAGAUACAGCAACAGCAGCAGCAGCAACAGCAGCAGCAACAGGCGCAUUUGGGUCAUGACAACCGCUUAUCCGUGGAUGGAAAAAGUGCUGGUACAAACUCAAGGAUACGAGACGUCUGGAAACACAACUUGGCACAGGAGAUGCAGGUUCUAAGGUCGUUAGUGGAUAAAUAUCCUUACAUUAGCAUGGAUACUGAAUUCCCUGGUAUUGUCGCGCGGCCGAUGGGUAGUUUCACUACAAAAGCCGAUUAUCAUUACCAAACAUUACGAUGUAAUGUUGACCUUCUGAAAAUGAUACAAUUGGGAAUAACGCUAUUUUCGGAAAGUGGUGAAGUUCCUCCCGCCAUACCACUAGAUUCUAAUGCCCAAUACGCGGCAAAUCUCGGUCCAGCGCCCUGCACUUGGCAAUUCAACUUCCAAUUCUCAUUGGAAGGUGACAUGUAUGCGCAGGAGUCUACAAGCAUGCUAGCGAAGGCCGGCAUUGACUUCGCCAUGCAUGAAAAGAAUGGCAUUGAUCCACAUGAUUUUGGUGCGCUUCUGAUGACGUCUGGAUUGGUUCUCAUGGAUGACGUACAUUGGAUUUCGUUCCAUUCAGGCUAUGAUUUCGGGUAUUUGAUGAAGAUUAUGCUGUGCAAACCUUUACCUGACGACGAGAAGGAAUUCCACAAACUCCUCACCAUCUUCUUCCCAUCCGUCUACGAUAUCAAAUAUCUCAUGAAGCACGCCGGUCGCAACCAAACCGUCAACGGAUCCCCACUCACCCAAAGCGCAGCUCAGAUCAUUGCAAAUCUUGGUCAGAAGUCUGGCCUCCAGGAUAUUGCGGACGAACUAGGGGUGAAGCGGGUUGGUAUUGCACAUCAAGCUGGAUCAGACUCACUAGUGACCGGCGAAAUAUUCUGGAAAAUGCGUCAGCUGGUAUUCAAUGGUUCGAUUGAUGAAGAGAAAUACUCGGGCCAGAUCUGGGGCUUGAACGGGCAGAUAACCGCCACGCCUUACCACGGUGCCAGUCAGGCUCAGCAAACACCCAAUCUCAACGGAGCUACAGUCUACUCCAAUGCAGGUACGCCAAGUACACCAAAUACAGGCCACGCGGGGCUAACAAAUGCGCAAACACCCGCAGCUCAAACGCAACAUGCUAGCGUUGGUCCAUUAACUCCAGGCGGCGGAGGAGGAGUGUUCGGUACCUUCCAAUUUGGAAAGUCGUGA